AUGGACCUCAGUCACCUGAUUCGCUCACAAGUGGUGCUGUCCGCUGCCUUCUUCCCUCCACCUCCCGCACCCUCGCCCCAGGCUGAGAACCGUAGGAGGCUGACAGGGGCCAGCCCGUCGCUGGUCGACCUCGCCGCCAAGGUGGUGGCCGUCAACUUUGAACUGUACCAGGACUGCUGGGUCCCUAAACCGUUGCAUGUGCACCUCCAAAAGUUCAUGGAGCCGAAAGCCCAGCGCCAGAUGCUCGAUGCUGUGAAGAAGUACCACCCCAACGGGAACGUCAAGUCCAACAAGGAGUUCGACGACGAGGGCCAACUGCACGGCAAGAUGGAGGAGUGGUAUGCCAACGGCCACAAAUGUCGUGAGGAGUGCUACGAGCACGGGGUGCUGAACGGAGAGGCGCGCUGGUGGCACGAAGCGGGCGGGUUGUGGACCCAGCAGCACUUCCUCAACGGGCACAGGCACGGCAAGUGCGUGUGGUACUACCCAAGCGGGAAGCCGCACAGGAUUGUGAACUACAAGAACGGGCUCAAGGACGGCCAUUGCGAGACCUACUACCCCAACGGCUUGAAGUGCGAGGAGGGCCAGUACCAGGACGACCAGGAGGUGGGCCAGUGGCGCAAGUGGUCCCGCAUGGGCCACUUCCUCGGCUGCAGCGAGCCCUCCACCAUCGACCACCCGCUGCCCGGCCCCAGCACCAACUGA
Molecule: messenger RNA, 705 nt
Organism: Acanthamoeba castellanii str. Neff
Lineage: Eukaryota; Discosea; Longamoebia; Acanthamoebidae
Product: MORN repeat variantcontaining protein
Exons: 7
Coding region: 1-705 (234 amino acids)
Source: RefSeq, a predicted model, not a curated record